AUGCGGAUUGAAGAGCUCAUCAUCGAUGGGUUCAAAAGCUACCCUGUCCGUACGCAUGUACGUGGCUUUGAUCCCAGCUUCAAUGCGAUUACAGGCUUGAAUGGUAGUGGGAAAAGCAACAUCCUUGAUGCCAUUUGUUUCGUGCUUGGCCUCACGAAUCUCAGCUCGGUGCGCGCCUCCAAUAUCCAGGAUCUGAUCUACAAACGUGGACAGGCUGGUGUGACGAAAGCCUCGGUGACGAUCGUGUUUGAUAACAGCGAUAAGGAGCGCUCGCCUGUGGCCUUUGAGAACUACCCUACUAUUACGGUGACCAGGCAAAUCGCCAUGGGCGGUGUGUCCAAGUACCUGAUCAAUGGCCACAAAGCCACGCAGCAGGCCGUGCAAAACCUGUUUCAGAGUGUGCAGCUGAACAUCAACAACCCCAACUUCUUGAUUAUGCAGGGCAAAAUUACCAAGGUGCUCAACAUGAAACCAGCCGAGAUCCUCUCGAUGAUUGAGGAGGCUACUGGUACACGCAUGUUUGAGGAGCGCAAGGAGCGUGCGUUCCGUACGAUGGCCAAGAAGGACCAAAAGGUGCGCGAAAUCGAGACGCUCCUGGACGAGGAAAUUAAGCCGAAGCUCGAUAAGCUACGCGAGGAAAAACGUGCCUUUCUCGAGUACCAAAAGGCGUCCUCGGAACUUGAGCGUCUCAAUCGUCUUGCCAAGGCGCAUGAAUGGCAGGUUCUGCGAUCCAAACUGGACGACCGACAGCAGAACGGCAUUGAGCACACGCGCGACCUCAUCCAUACACAGCAAGACGAACGCGCCGCCUGGGUUCAGCAUAUGUCCAGUCUGCAAGCGGAACUAGCCAAGCUCGAAGAACGUCGUGCCACUGAACUGGCCUCUCAUAGCAGUGCGGAUGGCCGCUCUGCGAUGGAACAUGCCAAGGCAUUGGCCCAUGAGCUCGUGGAGGCUACUGCGCAGCAAGAGUUUCGGCAGACCGCAUACGAGGAGGAGAAACAUCGUGUCGAGACAGAAGAAGCUGCGCUAGCGGCAGCGCAGGCAGCGUGCGAGUCGCAACAGCAUACCUACGAUGAUCUUGCCUCUACGUUUGUCGAGUUCAAACGUGAGCACGACGAUGCGAGUGCCAAGUUGGCUGAGCAAGAAUCGCUUCUCCAAACGCUACUUACCGGUAUGUCGACCGGAUCCCAAGAUACCCAGGGCGGCUUCCAAGGACAGCUGGCCAAGGCGCGGGACAAAGAGGCUGCUGCGCAAGCGGAGAUUCAGCAGGCGCGAAUGCGUAUAGCGCACUUGGAGAAGGACAUCGAGGCCAAAUGUCCGCAAGUGGAGCGCGAGGUGAAAGAGAAUCGGCAGCUCACUGAGCAGCUCCACAAGGCGCAGCGGGCGGCGCAACGGGCCAAGGCCGACGUCGAUGCAUUGGGUUGGAAUGCGCCGGCCUAUGAGCAGCUCCACAAGGAGCGGCAAGCCCUGCAAUCGCGGAUCGAGGCCCUCUCACAACAGCACGAAGCCAUGCAGGAGCGUUUGCCUGCAUCGUUGCAGUUCACAUAUGCGGAUCCAACGCCGAACUUUGAUCGCUCGCAAGUGAAAGGGCUGAUCGCAAGUCUUGUCCGUCUCGAUCCGUCACGUACCAAGUAUGCCACUGCGCUGGAAACAUGUGCAGGUGGCCGUUUGUACAGCGUCGUGGUCGAGAACGAGCAGGUGGGCGCUCAGAUCCUGGCAAAGGGCCAGCUGAAAAAGCGCGUGACGUUGAUUCCUCUAACCAAGAUCCAGGCACAAGUCGCGCCGCCUGCCAAGGUGGCUGCUGCGCAGCAGCUUGCGCCAGGCAAAGUGGAUUUGGCCCUCUCGCUCGUGGGCUACGAACGUGAUGUGGCCAAGGCGCUCGAGUACGUUUUCGGCACGACGUUGAUUUGUGCAGAUGCAGCCACCGCGAAAAAAGUCACGUUCGAUGCGGCCGUGCGGAUGAAGAGUGUUACCCUUGAAGGCGAUAUCUAUGAUCCUGCAGGCACACUGUCCGGCGGCAGUGCGAACACCGCGCAGGCCAACAUUUUGCUGCGUAUGCAAGAGGUGGCACAGGUCGCAGCCGAAUUGCAUGCCCAGCAAAGGGCACUGCACGAUACGGACGCUGCAUGGGCGAAGCUCUCGGCGGAGCACGAGAAGGUGCAGCGCCACGUCGCUGCGUACGAGCUGCAGCAACACCAAGCCGACCUCCUGCAGCAGCAAGUGGACGGAUCACGUGCCGCACAGCUCCAGGCGGAGAUCGAGGCGGGUCGUGCGUCGUUGGCAGCGCUGCAAACGUCGAUUGAGGAGGCGCAGGCGCGGCAGGCUGAUGCGGCGUCCCAGUGUGCCCAGUUGGAGCGCGAUAUCGCAGAGCUGGGUACGAACAAGGAGGCCAAAGUGAGUCGGGUUCGCGACGAAUGCAAGGCGAUGAAGGCGGCCCAUGCAAAGCAGGCUCAGACUUUGAAGAAGCGCCAGGCAGCCCUUCGAGCAGCUGAGCUCGAUCUCGGGCAGCACCGUAUGGACGCAGAAGCAGCGCAGGAACGAUUGACCGAGGCACAGACAGCGUGUGAACAGGCGCUGCAAGAGCAGCAGCAAGGUGCCGCUGCGUGUGAUGCUUUGCGGCAGCGCGUGGCUGAGGCAGAAGCGAAGGUCGAAGCAGAACAGGCCGCGCUCUCGGCGUUUAGCGAUGAAGUGAAUACACUUCAAGCCACGCUGGCAGCGAAGAAAGCGGCCAUUAGUGAGGCGGACGUUGCUAUCAAGCAGGCGCAGCGGGACUUGGAGCAACACGAGCAGGUAUGCCAUGCGAUGACCUCGCAGCUGAGCGCGCUAGAGGAAGACUAUCCAUGGAUUUUGGACGAUGCGCCGCUUUUUGGCCAGGCAAAUACGCCGUACGAGUUCAGCAAGCACAACAUGAAAGAUGUUCAGCAGCUGUGCAAACAGUUAGGCGAGCAGCAAAGCGGCAUGAAACGGCGUAUCAACCCACGUGUGAUGCAUAUGAUUGACAAUAUCGAGAAGAAGGAUGCGAGUCUUCAGAAUAUGCUCUCGACUGUCCUGCGUGACAAGAGCAAAAUCGAGCAGACCAUCGAGGAGCUCGAUCGCUACAAAAAGGAUGCACUGCAAGCGACAUUUGAGCAGGUCAACCGCGACUUUGGUUCCAUUUUCGGCGAGUUGUUGCCAGGAAAUUAUGCCAAGCUCCAGCCCCCUGACGGUGCCGACAUCACACAAGGUCUCGAAGUGCGCGUUCGGCUAGGGCAAACGUGGAAACAGAGUCUGACUGAGCUCAGUGGUGGUCAGCGUUCGCUGAUUGCCCUGAGUCUGAUCAUGUCGCUCUUGCAAUUCAACCCCGCGCCUAUGUACAUUCUCGACGAGGUGGACGCCGCGCUUGAUCUGUCCCAUACGCAGCAUAUUGGCCACUUAUUCCGCACUCGUUUCAAGGGCUCGCAGUUUAUUGUGGUGUCACUCAAGGAAGGCCUAUUCUCCAACGCGAACGUGCUUUUCCGCGCGCGCUUCCGCGAUGGAACUAGUGUCGUGGAACGCAUCGCCCAAAAAUCGCAUGAGGCCGAGAAAGAGAAUAGGGCGUUGCCGCCGUUGGCCAGUAGUAAAAGGGCGCCCCGCACCCAACGCCCUCCUGUAGCGCCAUAG
Malassezia pachydermatis is the source of this 3639-nucleotide messenger RNA. Its product is annotated as nuclear condensin complex protein. NCBI's taxonomy places the organism in Eukaryota, Fungi, Basidiomycota, Malasseziomycetes, Malasseziales, Malasseziaceae. The record is from RefSeq and is a predicted model, not a curated record. Gene Ontology annotation, cellular component: chromosome. Gene Ontology annotation, molecular function: protein binding; ATP hydrolysis activity; ATP binding. The coding region runs from base 1 to 3639 and encodes 1212 amino acids. The transcript is spliced from 2 exons. Gene Ontology annotation, biological process: chromosome organization.